This is a messenger RNA of Telopea speciosissima, 2186 nucleotides long. RefSeq lists its product as uncharacterized. The transcript is spliced from 6 exons. The coding region runs from base 779 to 2134 and encodes 451 amino acids. NCBI's taxonomy places the organism in Eukaryota, Viridiplantae, Streptophyta, Magnoliopsida, Proteales, Proteaceae. The record is from RefSeq and is a predicted model, not a curated record. Gene Ontology annotation, molecular function: DNA-binding transcription factor activity.
AGGAAGGAGAAGAAAAUGAGUAGAGGUGGGUGACAAUAAUUCAUAGGGUGAGGAGGGUGAAAAUGUGAUGACCCGUUUUAUAAAAUGGAGCCUUUGAUGAUGGAAUGAGGUGUAGGAUGAGGAGAGAGAAAGAGAUCUUAAAACUGGGAAGAUUGAUUUUGGUUUUGAGCUCUUGAGAGUCGGUCUAGGGGAGAAAGAGGGAGUGGAGCGAGGAUUUGGGCGAGAAAAGAGAUGGAAAAAGAUUCGAUAAGUGCUUGGAUUUGCGUGGUUUGAAAGGGCUUUUUGUUCGGGUUGAUUUGUCUAUCAGACAAGCGAACUUGGGGGAGGGAGAUACGGAACUCUCAGAUAUACUUUUUCUCUCUCUCACUAUUUUAUAUUUUAUUUCUCUCCGUCUCCAUCUUUGCUGAAAACUUGGGUUGGGUUCUGGGUUUUUUCCCAUAAGUAGCCGAUUUUCACUCCAGAACCUGCGAGAUUUUGGUUCUCAAAAAUGGGGAUUUCGGUUUUCUCUUGACUUGCGUUUCUGGUUUCUCUGUUUCUCAGAUUUGGGUUCUCUUCCUUCUCCCCCCUCUUUACUACUGCAAAUUUCAACCUGGAUUUUUUGGUUGCGUCUUAGGAAGAAGACCCAGACAACAAUUUAUUUCUUUUUCUUAGCAUUCUGAAUCUUCUCUCUCUGGGUUCUCUUCAUCAUUUUCACUUUUUGGCAUCUGGGUGUCUUCAUCUUUUUCAUUUGUUUUUCUUCUUCUAGGAUUUUCCUGUAGUUAGAUGGCAGAGCAGAAGAAUGGCACAAGAAGAACAGCAACACCAGAAAUAUAACAAUAAUAGCAGUGGUGGUGAUUGUGGUGGUGGUGGUGGUAGUAAUGGAGGAGGUCGUUCUGCCAAGAAGCUGAAGCAGAAAAAAAUCCCACAAAGAGGUCUUGGGGUUGCCCAACUGGAGAAGAUCCGAUUAGAAGAGCAGCAGCAGAAGGGCGUGGCUGCUGGGGUGUCCUCCCCUUGUUUUGUUAUUCCACUACCUCCUCCUCCUCCUCCUCACCACCAGUCAUCUUCUUCGUCCCCUUUCCCUACAUCUUCAAUUGAUCUGUCUUCGACAACUUCUCUGUUUGGAAGCCCUCCUCCGGGUCCCAGCCCUACUCUUGAUCUUUUGGUCCCACCACCACCUCCAACUCCUUCGUUGCAGACGAUAACUCCAAUUUAUGGUUCUCAUCAAGUUGCUUCCGGUGGUGGCAGCGGUGGUCGUACGAUGUCUGACAUGGUCACAUCUUUUACAAGGCAAGGACAUUAUCCCAAUAUGUGGAACGAGUUGAACUACAAUGGUGAUGUUCCCAGAUUGGAUCAUGGACUUGCAUGCCGAACCCACUUGCAGAACGAGACAUCCUACCCAAUUUGGCAUUCUUCUCCCCCCGUUGUGAAUGAUAGAAAGCAACCACAUUCUUCAACAAUGGUGACUGUCCCUCCCUUUACUUCAUCAUCGUCUGGACUAGGUUUCCCGAUGGAGCUUCCUUCAAACCAAAGCAUUUUCAGCAACAGCAACUACACGCCACCGUCACCGUGGCCCGAGGAAGAGAAGAUGGUUGGUAUUAAGCGACCAUGGCCCUUCUCUCUAGAAAACCUGCCGUUUCCUUCCAAAAUUCCUUCGAUUAUCCAGCCAAUCUACAGACCAGAAGAACAAUCUUUAUGUGGCAAUAGCAAUGGCAGCACAUUCAAGUUGGAACCUGGAGAUUGCAUUAUCAGUGAGGGUACCUCGGGCUCCACAGCCCUCCACACGACCUGGAGAGGAACCAGGUCCGAGCUGAACCACAAGAAUGGAAUUAAAGAAAAUGGAACUCUUCAAGGGGAUUUUCUCACCUUGGGCCCUCCUGCAACAAGUUCAUCCACAAUGGGUUGCAAAUCUAAUAAGCAACAGCCCUUAGCAUCCUUACCUUCCCAUUAUCCAAUCCCUGAAUUCGAUCUGCAAUCAUCUCAGGCAAGAAGCAUUGAAGAGCCCUUGCUGCGACCAGCUGGGUCAUCAAUAGAACAGCAGCAGCAGCAACCCAUUCAUAAUUUCUUCCCACCAAAAGGGCAGAGAGUGGCAACCACGACGAACGACCACAGGAGAAUUGAGGCUAGCGACACAGUUGAUCUCAACCUGAAGUUGUAAGUGGGGGGAACUUGAGAGAGAUAGAGAAACAGAGCAUGGGAGAGAGAAAAAC